CUAUUAUAAAGAGAAGUUCUCUAUCCUUACUCGAUCUGAACUAUCUUUGGUCGAAUUGUGAACUAUAGUUUUCUUGACGCUAAAGAAACAAACUACUAUAUCAAAAGGAGGACGACAAAACUGAGGCAGUAGAGUAAAACAAGAAGGUGGCAAUGGCUUCCGAAAAUAGUUCAUCUAGUCCAGAAAGUCCCAUGUUACAGUCAGCAUCACUGUCCGGCGGUGGCGAUGAAAGAGACAUUUCAUCAAACAGGUGGAGGGCAAAAGUGAUCGACGUAAAAGAAGCUUAGAAUCAGUUGCUGUUUUCGUUACCGAUGAUUGUGGUGAACAGUUGUUUCUGUUUCAUUAACCUUGUGUCUGUCUCGCUGGUCAUCUUGGCAAGCUUGAACUCGCUGCAUCAAAUCUUGCUAAUUCCUGGGCUAUGGUUACUGGUUUCUCUUUCAUGUAGCAAAACUCGAUUGAAGAAUCAGCGCACCAGACAUAUGUAUCCUCAAAUAUCUUUCUCGGUGAUAUAUAGAUACAUAUAUCACGUUUUGCUUCUCUAUUUUUUAUUUGCAAAUUUGGCUUUUUUGAUUUGCUAUUCGUAUAUUUUUUUUUAAUUUCUAUGUGCAUAUACAUGGGAUAGUCAGUAGCAAAAUCCAGUAUUUAACUUGCAGAUUUCCGUUAAAUUGUAUAUUUUAGGUCUCUUUUUUUUUAACUCAAUUAUUUUCUUAUAUUUGUUUGGAUCCCUAAAAUUCAAGGCAUAUAUGAAGAGAAGGAAUGCAAGGUAAGUACAUCGAUCACUUUUAAUUUGUCCUUUAAGAUGACACUUAUUUUACUUAUACAUGUGGAUACAUAUAUUUGACAAUAACAUUUUUAGAUCUGGUCAAACUCGGAUUCUUCGAAAGAUACACGAAAAACUUGAUUAUUAGAAUUCAAGGGUUUAUAUUCAGUAGUAAACUUUUCGUUCUUUUCGUUCUUCACAAGCAAUUUUUCACUUUUCGUUCUUUUUGCUUCUUUCUUUUCUGUUAUAAAUUGUUCAAUAAAACAUGAAAUACACUACUAAGAAUCGAGUUUCAUCUAUCAUACCAUAAUGAAUUACAUUCUGCGUUAAGUUAAGUUACAAGAGACUCUGUUGUACUUUGUUGAAAUUUAAGGUCUUGCUUGAAACUUUAUAAAUUCUUGAAACUGUACCAACGCAUACAAAAUGUCAUCUAUUCUGAUUUUUCAGAUGUGGAAUGAUUAUCAUAUAAAAGUUCUACAAUCGUUAUCUCCAGAAACUAUAGAACAAUGCAUAUGAAUAUACACAUAUAUUCUUCAUUUUCACUUUUACCUUUCACUUUUUUUUUUCUUGGGAGAAUGAACAGCGUCGUGAAAAUAUACUUUGUAGACUAGAAAAAUAACUUGACAGCAUUACAUCGUUCCAUUUUGCUGAUAUGUGAAUGUGUAAUCUGACAAAUCUCCCUAAAAUUUUCCAGUCAAAUAGUAAUUUUUUAGUUAUUAAAUUAUCUAUCUAUAUUUGCAGGCAAUCACUUUAUUUAAAUUGUAAAGUUGCAGGAAGAAGGACUAGCAACCAUCAUUUCACUUUUCAUUGGUUGCUUUUAGGUUGGCCUAAGUGGUGCACUUGAGACAUUAUGCGGCCAAGGAUACGGAGCAAAAAUGUACAGAAUGCUGGGGUGCAUCUACAAACAUCUUGCAUCAUAUCAUUCUUCUUUUCUAUAGUGAUUGCUGUUAUCUGGUGGUUUUCUGAUAUAAUUCUGGUUUUACUCCAUCAAGAUCCUGACAUAGCUAAAGAAGCUGGCGUGUUCUUGAGGUUCCUCAUUCCUGGAUUGUUUGCAUAUAGCUUUCUGCAAAACAUCUUAAGAUUUCUUCAGGCACAGUCAAUCAUCAUGCCUCUGGCUUUGUGUUCAGUUGGAUUUUUGGUUAUCCACAUUGGCAUUGCCUAUGCGUUGGUAAAUUGGACAGAUCUUGCUUUCAAAGGAGCAGCAUUAGCAGCUUCAAUUUCGAUCUGGAUCUCACUCCUCACUUUGGGUAUAUACGUGCUUUUCUCCAAGAGAUUCAGCCAUAUAAGGCCAAAUUGUUUCUCAUUUGAGCCAUUUCGUCAUAUUUUAACAAACUUGAAGUUGGCUUUGCCCUCUGCUGCCAUGGUGUGUUUGGAGUACUGGGCUUUUGAGCUACUUGUGUUAUUGGCUGGUUUGAUGCCAAACUCAGGAACAAAUACUUCCGUUGUUGCAAUGUGUGUAAAUACGCAAAACAUUGCCUACAUGAUAUCUUAUGGUCUGAGUGCAGCUGCGAGCACCAGAGUGGCAAACGAGUUAGGAGCUGGAAAUACUGACAGAGCUAAGAAUGCUAUGGUGUGACUAGGGGAUGCGGAUGGCAGCAUUUGGCUAUGUACAUCAACUUGGCAACUUUCUAUUUCAUUGGCAUGCCAAUAGCUGGUCUUCUUGCUUUCAAGUUCAAACUACAUGCUCAGGGCUUAUGGUUGGGCUUGAUUUCUGGUCUAGCCUGUCAAUCUUUGGGCAUGUUGCUACUGACUUUUUUGACAUAAUGGGGGAAAGUAGAGGUCUCACCAAAUAAUAAUGAAGAAAAUGAACUUCCAGCCCUAAGCAUGAGUUCAUGAGAAUAACUUGCAAAUCGCCAUUGGUGGUCUUGUUGGCGGCUAUUGAUCGAUGGCUAAUAACUUUUCCUUCAGACUUUGAUAAUUUUUUGAUUAAUUCAUUAGAUUUAUAAUUUUGAAAAUUCGUAACGUGGUGUACAUAAUUCAAAAUAAGUCGCUUUUAGCAGAAUAUGAAAUGCAUGUAAAUUAUCAUAAUGCAGUAUUAAGGAUGGAAGUAGUAUGUAAGUCUCAAAGGAGGAAAAAGCAAUAUUUC
Messenger RNA from Nicotiana attenuata, 2846 nucleotides. RefSeq names its product protein DETOXIFICATION 19-like. The record is from RefSeq and is a predicted model, not a curated record. Gene Ontology annotation, biological process: transmembrane transport. Gene Ontology annotation, cellular component: membrane. Lineage: Eukaryota; Viridiplantae; Streptophyta; Magnoliopsida; Solanales; Solanaceae. The transcript has 8 exons. Gene Ontology annotation, molecular function: xenobiotic transmembrane transporter activity; antiporter activity. The coding region runs from base 1611 to 2336 and encodes 241 amino acids.